GUGCCUCCCGUCCCACAAUUCUUCUUGAGGAGGCACAAAACAUGAGACACUGUUAUGCAGUCCACGCGGAGGGGCGGGCAAGUACAGUAAGCGCGCACAUGCAUCACCGCGGAGGCUAACAAGGCAUGAAAGAAGAAAAAUGGGCGUGGCUCAAACGGACACGUCAGAGUUGGGAACGAAACAAGAGCCCGUUCGGUUGAGCUUGCUCCUCGAUUUGCUCGAAUUUAGCGUCUGUCCCUUUAAGCUUGUCCGGGCGCGAGAAAACGCUGUCUCGCGCCUGCGCAUCGGAAUAUUGACCUCGCGCUCGUUUGGCGCUGCUCGUGACUACUUCUUGUUAUUUUUUUUUUUCUGAAGGUGGUAGUUGGGUGUGGGGGAGGGUAAAAAAUAACGUUUUGCGUUCGAUUCUUCCAAUUCAACCGAUAGAGGCGCCGCCGUUGCCAUAGCGACCUGCCCUUCGACGGGCCUGGCCUGGGACGAAGCCCCAGUGGCCGAGGCCAUGGAGGAACCCGGGGCAACCGCCUCGGUCUGUGGAGACGACGACGACGCGUCCGCCGCCGCGUCUGAAGUGACAGAAAUCCUCGUUCCUGGCCCGCAGCCGCUGCGGCUGCUCGAAUGGAAAGUAGCGACCGGAACGGCCGUGAAAAUCGGCUCGGUCUUAGCCGUCUGCGCGCCUAUCCAAAUCCCAGCGCGGCCGGGCGCGUUGCCUAUCGAGCCCGGCCUGCAACGGGCGGCCGAGCGAAAGGUCAAAGCCGAGCGCCCGGGAAUCGUACGAGAGCUGCGCGCCCAGCCGGGACAAGUCAUUCCGCCGGGAGGUGUACUGCUAAGGCUAGAAGCAUGUAGCCAUCCUGUUGUUAUGAAAGGCUUAUGUGCAGAAUGUGGUCAAGAUUUGACACAGUUACAAAGCAAGAAUGGAAAACAAAACAUGCCUGUUUCCACAGCAACUGUAUCAAUGGUUCAUAGUGUCCCAGAACUGAUGGUUAGCUCUGAGCAAGCUGAACAGUUGGGAAGAGAAGAUCAGGAAAGGCUACGCCGAAAUCGAAAACUUGUGCUGAUGGUAGAUUUGGAUCAGACAUUGAUUCAUACCACAGAGCAACACUGUCCACAGAUGUCUAACAGAGGAAUAUUUCAUUAUCAGCUAGGUCGAGGCGAACCUAUGCUCCAUACACGAUUGCGACCUCAUUGUAAAGAAUUCCUAGAAAAAAUUGCCAAGUUGUAUGAGCUGCAUGUUUUCACAUUUGGGAGCCGGCUUUAUGCACAUACUAUUGCAGCAUUUUUGGACUCUGAAAAGAAGCUUUUUUCCCAUCGAAUAUUGUCAAGGGAUGAAUGUAUUGAUCCAUAUUCAAAAACUGGCAACCUUAGGAACUUAUUUCCUUGUGGAGAUUCCAUGGUUUGCAUUAUUGAUGACAGAGAAGAUGUUUGGAAAUUUGCACCUAAUUUGAUCACUGUGAAGAAAUAUGUAUAUUUUCAGGGUAUAGGUGAUAUUAAUGCACCACCUGGCUCAAGGGAAGCUCAAAUGAGAAAGAAAGCAAAUCAUUCCUCAAAAUCAGUGGAUGCGUCUGAUCCAGCAGCAGUAAUAAAGGAUUCUGAAGAAAUAAAGAACACUGGAAAUGUGGAAGAGCAGAGCAAUGGCAUUAAAAAAUCUACAAAAGAAGUAAAUGGCAAUAAUUCUGACAGCAAUGAGCCUUCACCAAGGGAUUUGAAUUCUAACAAUAAAGGAACAGACUCUUUGUGUGAUUCUGAUCAGAUAAAAAAUGUUCCUAAUACAAAUAAUCAGAUGAGUGCCAAGGAAUCUUGUGUACCUUCAGAUCAUGAAAACAGGACAGUUAUAGGCAAGCAGCAGGUUCAAGACAAAACAGCCAAUUACUUGGACUUUGAGUUGUCUAGUGAUAGUGAAAGUGAUAGUGGCUUGGAAGCUAAAAAAUCUUUAUCCUCUUCUGCCUCAGAUAGUGAAAAUGAAGGGAAAAGAAGCUGGAAAAAAUCAAAGCAUCCUGUGCAGGAAGAAAAGGGUGUACAUCUGCUGGGAAAUGCUACAAAUGUAGAAAAAGAUGGACAGUUGAACCAUUCUGGAGACUCUGCAGCUUCACUUAACGUCAAUGCCCAUCCCAAAGCUUUGGAUUUGGAAACGCAUGAGGAAAUUGAACAAGAUAGCCUUUAUAGUCUAGGAAAUGGUUGUAUAGACAAGAAGGAAGCUGAAACAGAAUCUCAAAAUAGUGAACAAUCUGGUAUAACUGUAGGAGAAUCUUUAGAUCAAAGUAUGGAGGAGGAAGAAGAUGAUGACACAGAUCAUGAUGACCAUUUAAUAUACCUUGAAGAGAUUCUUGUCAGAGUGCAUACAGAUUAUUAUUCCAAGUAUGAUAAAUAUGUCAGAAAGGAAACUGAUGAACUUCCAGAUAUACGAAAAAUAGUGCCAGAACUGAAACAAAAAGUAUUGUCAGAUGUUACCAUAUUAUUUAGUGGAUUGUACCCUACAAAUUUUCCUAUAGAAAAAACACGGGAACAUUAUCAUGCUAUUGCACUUGGAGCCAAGAUUACAAAAACUCUUGUAUUGAAUGAAGAUGACCCCAAUAAGCCAACCCACCUUAUUGCAGCCAGAGCAGGCACAGAAAAAGUCCGGCAAGCUCAGAACUGUAAAAAUCUUCAUAUUGUAAAUCCAGAUUGGUUAUGGUGUUGUUUGGAACGAUGGGACAAAGUAGAGGAACAACUGUUUCCUUUGAAGGAGGAUUACUUCAAAACACAAAGAGAAAAUAGUCCUGCCAUGUUUCCAGAUAUCCCUAGUGCUUUCCAGACUGCUCUUUUUCAUCCAACUCCCAUUCAUCCAAAGUGUCAGCCUGGGCCUGAAGUUCGACUUUAUGAUCCCAAUACUGGAAAACUAAUUAGGAAAGGAUCUCAGAAUUCCAACCAGUCUUCAUAUAUUCAAGCACCAGCUCCUCCUCUCACUUUACCAGUCCAUGGAGAGCAUUCUUUAUUCAGAGCUGUUCAACCACAUCAACAGCUUCUUGAUGAAGAAGAGAUUCCAGCAAGUGAAAAUGAGGAGCCUGGCCCAUCCAGAAGGAAGCGCCAGCCAAGUAUGUCUGAGACUAUGCCACUCUAUACUCUAUGCAAGGAGGAUUUAGAAAGUAUGGAUAAAGAGGUUGAUGAUAUUUUAGGAGAAGGUAGUGAUGACAGUGACAGUGAAAAAAAGAAAACGGAAGAAGAAAAGCAAGAACCACAUAGUACUAUAAAAGAGACUCUAAAUAUAAAAGUGGAAGAAAGGCCAGUAUCAACAUCAUCAAGUGAAAGAAGUUUGACAGGCAGUAUACCCAGGGGUCACAAGCGAAAGCUAGCUGAUGAUGAUGUUGCCAGUGAAUCAAGUAAAGGAUCAAGCAAUGAAGAUGAGGAGGGUAGCAGCUCGGAGGCAGAUGAAAUGGCAGCAGCAUUGGAAGCCGAACUGAAUGAUUUUAUGUAACUGAAUUUAUGCAGAAGUGAGCUUGUUUGAGCUUUUUCCAACCACUCAAGAUUUGAAUGGACGGGUAUUUCCCAUCACCUCCAAAAAAGGUGUAUAUUUUGCAAAUCGCAUAGGAGGUGUAAUGCAUUAUUUUGCAAGGUCUGAAAUAGAUGUUUUUAAGAUACUUACUAAAAGAAUGUAUACUUUUUUUAAAAGGAAAAGUAUUAAAGAAGGAUUCAGUGUGAUAUGCCAAAGACAUAAGUUCUGUAAAACCUCCUUAUACAAUGGUGCAAAAUUUUGAACGGAAAGAUUUUUUUUUUUUAAUUGUCAUGACAGCUUUGGGAACCAAGCUUCAAAAGGAAAGAUCUGAGGAAUGUAUUGCAUGAUUAAGCUAAACGGAUAGCUGAGAUGAUUUCCUUCAUUGUGAAAUGUUAUGGAAUAAAAAAGGCUUUUUUUUUUUUUUAAAAAGGAACAUUUUAUAUUUGUAUAGGAACUGAGAAGGCUAUAUGCAAGCUUUAUGAAUUCUGCACUUCAUGUACCCACCGCUUGCUUCUAAGAGAAAUGUAAUAAUUGACUUUUAUGUUUUGUUACUUUAUGGAUUAGUUGUAUUCUUUAAGAUUCCAUUUAAAUUCUAACCUCUAUAAUUGCAGUUUAAACACGGGCUAUUCUGUGUAUUACUGUAUUGCCAUUUAAAAAAACUUUUAUUUUCUGCUGUAUUUGAAGGGAAUGGCUGCAAGCUAAUUCUAGAUAGUAUUUUAUUUCUUUGAAAGAAGAGAUGUAAAGUUUUUUGUACAUUCUAUUUCAUAUUUGAUCUACAAAACAGAUUCUUUUCGUUUAAUAAAAGACAUUUUAUAAGCUGUGGUUUCAAGUCAUGAAUUGAAAUGUUAAUUUCCUAAGAUGUAUCUUUUCCAAGAUUAGAUAUAAUGAAUUCUUAACUUUAUUUUGAAUGAAAUCAAAGCAUGUAUGGUAGAAUUUUUUUCAUGCUUGCUAUCUAAUCUAUUGUGUUAGCUUAACUAUAUCCGUUCAAACACAAGAGUUCUUAAUGUGUUUGAAUAGAAGCUUUAUUUUGAGUCAUUACUUUUCAAAAAGCACUUGUUGAGAGGAGGGUUUUAAUUUUUAAUAAAACUAAAACAUCAACAAUAAA
This is a messenger RNA of Ahaetulla prasina, 4568 nucleotides long. It is a transcript of the gene CTDP1, whose product is annotated as CTD phosphatase subunit 1. NCBI's taxonomy places the organism in Eukaryota, Metazoa, Chordata, Lepidosauria, Squamata, Colubridae. The record is from RefSeq and is a predicted model, not a curated record. The coding region runs from base 497 to 3445 and encodes 982 amino acids. The transcript is spliced from 13 exons. Gene Ontology annotation, molecular function: RNA polymerase II CTD heptapeptide repeat phosphatase activity. Gene Ontology annotation, cellular component: nucleus.